Messenger RNA from Amphibalanus amphitrite, 579 nucleotides. Its product is annotated as lectin BRA-3-like. Gene Ontology annotation, molecular function: signaling receptor activity. Bases 90 to 545 code for a protein of 151 amino acids. The transcript is spliced from 2 exons. Lineage: Eukaryota; Metazoa; Arthropoda; Thecostraca; Balanomorpha; Balanidae. The record is from RefSeq and is a predicted model, not a curated record.
GGCCCUUUAUCAGCUGGAGGAGGUCGCCGCUCGGCCUCAGAGCGGAGCCUCACGUCUUACAGUCAGAGACCUGUCAGUAUCUCGCCAAGAUGCUGUACCAACUGCUGGCUGUCACGCUGUGCGCCGGCCUAGCCUCGGCUGGCUGUCCGACCAACGUCGAGUGGCAGGAGUUCGACGGCUUCUGCUACUGGCGCUCCACCUACGCCACCUCGUGGCAGCAGGCCGUCAACGCCUGUCCCACGGUCGGAGCUGGGGCCCAGCUCGCCUCAAUUCACUCUCUGCUCGAGAACGCCUUCGUCAUGCAGACCUACGAUUUUGCCGACUCCUGGAUUGGCUUCAACGACAUCGAGACGGAGGGUCAGUUCCGGUGGUCGGACGGCUCGGAGGUGGACUUUACCAACUGGGCGCGUCAGCAGCCCGACAACCAGUUCGGCCAGGACUGCACGCGCGUUCCCCACCCCGACAACCCGCACGCGGCGGAGUGGGACGACUCUGGAUGCGAAGAGGAGCACUUCUUCAUCUGCAAGCUGCCCGCUACUGCCUAAACAGUUCCGGCGCCCGACGUUCACAGCAGUGUAA